Ipomoea triloba (trilobed morning glory) is the source of this 2097-nucleotide messenger RNA. Its product is annotated as calcium-dependent protein kinase 33-like. Gene Ontology annotation, cellular component: nucleus; cytoplasm. Gene Ontology annotation, biological process: intracellular signal transduction; peptidyl-serine phosphorylation; protein autophosphorylation. Lineage: Eukaryota; Viridiplantae; Streptophyta; Magnoliopsida; Solanales; Convolvulaceae. The transcript is spliced from 9 exons. Gene Ontology annotation, molecular function: ATP binding; calcium ion binding; calcium-dependent protein serine/threonine kinase activity. The coding region runs from base 290 to 1834 and encodes 514 amino acids. The record is from RefSeq and is a predicted model, not a curated record.
UCCGGAAUAAUUUUUCCUUAACAGGAAAAGCCCAAAAUUCCCGUUGACGAAAGAGAGUGAUGUUCUUCUCUCCACCCCAUUUCUUGGAAGGUCCAAUCCCCGUGUCCGCCCGGUCUAUCUAAACCGGACAACUUCUUGGAGGAUUCAGCUGGGCGUUUCAACUCAGAAUCAACUCACCGGAGCUCUGCCGUUUCUUUUCUUUUAAUUUCCGGAGCAUCUGUAAAAAUCCUAGUCUGGGCUGUUGCUAAAUCCAUUUGAUUUGCUACUUUUGUUGUGUUUUCUAAGAGAAAUGGGUAACCGUACAAGCAGACAUAAGCAUGGUGAAAAGCACAGAUCAGAAGCUGGAAGCCAUCAGACUCACAUCGAGUACACAAAGUCACCUGGGCAGGGAGCUGGACUGCCUGUAAGGCCACAAUCAAUCCCAAAACCAGUUUCAAAGUCAGAUGCAAUUCUGGGUAAGGCAUAUGAGGAUGUUAGGGCACAUUACAGUCUGGGGAAAGAACUGGGUAGGGGUCAAUUUGGGGUUACCUAUCUGUGUACUGAGAUUAGAACUGGAAAGCAGUAUGCCUGCAAGUCAAUUUCAAAGAAAAAGCUUGUGACUAAGGGGGAUAAGGAUGAUAUGAGGAGGGAGGUUCAGAUUAUGCAGCAUUUGAGUGGGCAGCCUAAUAUUGUGGAGUUCAAGGGGGCUUAUGAGGAUGCUAAUUCUGUGUAUCUUGUGAUGGAGUUGUGUGCUGGUGGAGAGCUUUUCGAUCGGAUUAUUGCUAAGGGGCAUUAUAGCGAAAGGGCUGCUGCCUCUCUUUGCAGGUCUAUAGUAAAUGUUGUUCAUACUUGCCAUUUUAUGGGCGUGAUGCACCGCGAUUUGAAGCCCGAGAAUUUCUUGUUGUCUGAUAAAAGUGAAAAUGCUGCCUUGAAGGCUACUGAUUUUGGCUUAUCAGUGUUCAUUGAAGAAGGAAGGGUGUAUAAGGAUUUAGUCGGGAGUGCUUACUAUGUUGCUCCCGAAGUCUUGGGAAGAAAGUAUGGGAAGGAAGCGGAUGUUUGGAGUGCAGGUGUUAUGUUGUAUAUUUUACUCAGUGGUGUGCCUCCCUUCUGGGCUGAAACUGAGCGGGGGAUCUUUAAUGCUAUACUUAAAGGAGAACUUGACUUCCAAACAAAACCUUGGCCUUCUAUAUCGAGCAUUGCCAAGGACCUAGUACGAGGGAUGCUAGCCCCGGACCCGAAGAGACGCCUUACUGCUGCCCAGGUUCUUGAGCAUCCAUGGAUGCGAGAAGAUGGAGAAGCAUCUGACAGACCACUAGAUAGCGCUGUCCUCUCAAGAAUGAAGCAAUUCAGAGCAAUGAACAAACUAAAAAAACUUGCCCUGAAGUUUAUUGCAGAAAAUCUCUCAGAAGAAGAAAUUCAUGGACUGAAAGCAAUGUUUACAAAUAUUGACACUGACAACAGUGGUACAAUUACGUACGAAGAACUGAAGAAGGGAUUGGCCCAACUCGGGGCAAAUCUCACAGAGGCUGAAGUUAAGCAGUUGAUGGAAGCUGCUGAUGUAGAUGGGAAUGGCUCGAUAGACUACAUCGAAUUCAUCACUGCUACAAUGCACAAGCACAGGCUAGAAAGAGAAGAAAAUCUAUACAAAGCAUUUCAGUAUUUCGAUAAAGAUAGCAGUGGAUUUAUCACGAGAGAUGAACUCGAGACUGCUAUGAAGGAACACGGAAUAGCUGAUGCAGCAACUAUAAAGGAAAUAAUAUCUGAAGUCGAUGCAGAUCAUGAUGGAAGAAUCAACUAUGAAGAGUUUUGCACAAUGAUGAGAUCAGGAACCAAACAGCAAGCCAAGCUGUUCUAACACUCUAAACCAUCAUCUAAUGUUGACAUCUCUGUUUGAUGUAGAAUUUAACUUUGUCUUCUCAGCUAAGUUUAUGUUGGAGUUAAUGGCUACACUCUUGUAAAAGCUUGGGCAUUUGUAUUUUUCUUUGGUAUCUAAAUUGUGCAAAGGCAAUCACUCUCUAGCCACUUGUGAUUGUUUGAACAGCUUUAAACCAUUAUUCCAUGUUUUUUAAAGGCAAAGCAUUAUGUGAUCUAAGUGAAAAGAGCUUGAUUUCUCUCAAA